Molecule: messenger RNA, 2811 nt
Organism: Sphenostylis stenocarpa
Lineage: Eukaryota; Viridiplantae; Streptophyta; Magnoliopsida; Fabales; Fabaceae
Source: the annotation of a GenBank genome assembly
AUGCGUGGUCUCAAGCUCGCUGAACGUUUCAAGAGCAUUCAAGUACAUGCUCUCAGUUCUUCUUCGUCAGAAACAAACGGCGGCAAUAGCAAGAAAGGCUCGGAAACAAUAGGUGGUAAUAGCAGCAAAACCAAAUCUCACAACAACCUUAACAGGAACCGAAACAUAAUACCACCAUGGUCAAAAACCAAAUCCAGCACAAACAACAACCCAACCUCAGAAUUUGCAAACCUUGUCCCUCUUCACCUCCCUUCCACCGACACCAUUGAACCAACCAUAGAACCUCACUUUAAGCCCAUAAACCUUGUGGAGACCUUAUCAGAGUUCUAUCAGCGCAUGGAGUGUUGCUCACAGUCCAACAAAGCAGUAAUGUGUGUGGAACAGUGUACUCUCUUGCGCGGCCUUGGUGAUCAGAAAAUUCUUAGAAGAUGUCUCAGGACAGCAUGUCAAAAUGCUGGGGAUGUGCUCUCCAAGGUUGUGUUGUCUGCAUGGUUGAUGUUUGAGAGGAGAGAUGAUGAGCUUGUUGGUCUUUGUUCAAUGGAUUGUGGUGGUUAUGUUCUAGAGUGUCCAAAGAAGAAUUUAGAACCUGGGUUUCGUCCUUGUUCAGUUAAUGAUCACUGCCAGUGUCAACAAGAGUUAAAUCAGGAAACCUGCACUGAGAGUGUGCGUAAGUCAGAUGAGGAAAGUGAUGUUCUGUUUUGUGUUGGGAGGGAAGAAAUCAGUUGUGUCAGGUAUAGGAUAGCUGCUCUUUCAGACCCUUUUAAUGCUAUGCUCUAUGGUGGCUUUACUGAGUCCAAAAUGAGCAAGAUUGAUUUUUCAGGAAAUGGGAUAUGUCCGAAGGGAAUGAGGGCAGUGGAGUUUUACAGCAGGACCAAAAGAUUGGACCUCUUCUGCCCAAUGACUGUUUUGGAGCUUCUGUCCUUUGCCAAUAGGUUUUGUUGUGAGGAGAUGAGUUCUGCCUGCGAUACUCAUCUGGCUUCAAUUGUUGUGAAUGUUGAAGAUGCGUUGGUUCUUAUUGAGUAUGGAUUGGAAGAGAGAGCCACCUUUCUUGUAGUGGCUUGCUUACAAGUGUUUCUCAGGGAGCUUCCAAAUUCUUUGUAUAAUCCAAAGGUGGCAAAAAUAUUCUGUAGCUCUGAGGUAAAGGAAAGGUUAGCCAAUAUGGGGUGUGCCUCUUUCUUAUUGUACUACUUCCUGAGCCAGGUGGCUAUGGAGGAAAACAUGGUGUCUAAAACAACAAUGAUGUUGCUGGAGAGAAUGGGGGAGUGUGCCACAGAAAGAUGGCAGACAGCCCUAGCAUUCCACCAAUUGGGGUGUGUGUUGCUUGAAAGGAAAGAAUACAAAGAUGCUCAGCAUUGUUUUGAGGUAGCAGUUGAGGAGGGUCAUGUUUAUUCAUUGGCUGGUGUGGCCAGAACUAAGUACAAACAGGGUCAACCAUAUUCAGCCUAUAAGUUAAUUAGUUCUCUCAUAUUUGAGUAUAAACCAGCUGGGUGGAUGUAUCAGGAGCGUGCACUAUACAACAUGGGAAAGGAGAAGAGUUUUGAUUUAGAUGUUGCAACUGAAUUGGAUCCGUCCCUUUCAUUUCCAUAUAAAUAUAGAGCCCUAGCAAAGGUGGAGGAGAAGCAGAUAAAGGAAGGGAUUAUAGAGCUAGAUAAGUUUAUUCGAUUUAAACUCACCCCUGAUUGCCUAGAAUUGAGAGCUUGGUUAAAUGUGGCACUUGAGAAUUAUGAAAGUGCAAUGAGAGAUAUUCGGGCAUUGCUAACCAUUGAACCAAAUUACAUAACUUCACAUGGGAAGAUCAAAGGGGGAUACUUGCUCCAACUUCUAAACCGUGGAGUUCAGCAGAAGAGUCAGGCCGAUUGCUGGAUGCAGUUAUAUCAGCAAUGGUCUUGUGUAGAUGAUGUCGGUUCUUUGGCUAUUAUACAUCAGAUGCUAGAGAAUGAGCCUGGAAAGAGCCUUCUAGAGUUUCGUCAGUCUCUACUCUUACUGAGAUUAAACUGUCAGAAGGCUGCAAUGCGCAGCUUGCGGUUGGCCAGAAACCACUCUAGCUCAAUGCAAGAGAGCCUAAUUUAUGAAGGAUGGAUCCUGUAUGACACUGGCUAUCGUGAAGAAGCUUUGGCAAGAGCUGACAGAUCCAUUGCAAUUCACAGAUCAUUUGAAGCUUUUUUUCUAAAAGCAUAUGUGUUGGCAGAUACAACUCUGGAUCCUGAAUCUUCUUCCUACGUCAUUCAGCUUCUAAAAGAAGCACUUAAAUGUCCUUCAGACGGUCUUCGCAAAGGACAAGCAUUGAAUAACUUGGGGAGUAUUUAUGUGGAUUGUGGUAAGCUUGAGCUUGCAAAAGAAUGCUACAAGAAUGCACUGGCAAUUAGGCACACAAGAGCUCAUCAAGGUCUAGCACGAGUUUAUCAUCAGAAAAAUCAAAGAAAAGCUGCAUAUGAUGAGAUGACCAGGCUAAUUGAGAAGGCAGAGAGCAAUGCCUCAGCAUAUGAGAAAAGAUCAGAAUACUGUGACCGUGAGAUGGCAAAAGUUGAUCUUGAUGUUGCAACUCAACUUGAUCCUUUAAGAUCCUAUCCAUAUAGAUACAGAGCAGCAGUGUUGAUGGAUGAGCAAAAAGAAACUGAAGCAUUAGAAGAACUUACCAAGGCCAUAAAAUUCAAGCCUGAUAUGCAAAUGCUUCACCUACGAGCUGCAUUUUAUGAGUCAAUGGGGGACCUAUCAUCUUCUCUACAAGAUUGUCAGGCUGCUCUUUGCUUAGACCCAAAUCAUGCAGGCACACUUGAUCUAUAUCGAAGGAUGCGGAAGUUGAACUUCUAA